AUGGGCGACGGCAAGGCUGACAUUGACAAGACGUUAACCCCGACUGAAAAUUUGACGUGGCCAGUCCUAACCCGAUCAAAUUAUCAAAAUUGGGCGUCUCAUAUUCAGUGUAAUCUUGAAGGGUUAAAUCUUUGGGAUGCCAUCGAGAUGGGUGAGAAGGCAGAGAGACGUCAAGAUCGGUUGGCGUUGGGUUCUAUGCUCCGGGGCGUGCCAACAGCGAUGCACUCCAUGCUGCCCAACAAGAAGACGGCUAAAGAAGCUUGGGAGGCUAUCAAGACUAUGCGUCUUGGGACGGAUCGCUUGAAGAAAGUCAAUGCACAAAAGCUCUUAGGCGAGUUUGAGGCGAUGACAUUCAAACCCGGAGAGUCUAUUGACGAUUUUGCGCUUCGCAUAACCAAGCUGGUUACUGAUCUGCGCGGUCUCGGUGAGGAGAGCGUGACUGAUACAAGGAUGGUGAAGAAGUUCUUACGUGUUGUGCCAUCAAAGUAUUCUCAGGUGGCAGUGGCUGUUGAGAUGGUAAAAGAUCUCAAAACUCUCACCAUUGAAGAUUUGGUGGCGCAUCUUAGGGCGGCUGAGGAAAGACUUGAAUCAUCCGUUGAUCAGGUUGCAGAGAAGGCUACAAAGCUUUUGUUGAUGAAGGAGAAGUGGGCUGCGCGAAACAAAGCUCGGAUGAUAUCUGAAUCAUCUGGAUCAGGUUUCAAGGGUGGUGGUGGAGGUCAUCAGGCCCAUGACAAGAAGCACCGGAAGCGUUCCAACAAAGGUGGCGAUGGUGUGGCGAGGGACUCUGGAUCCUCUUCUCAGAACACGCCAAAGAGGAGGGGCAAGUGCGGGAAGUGUGGGGCUUAUGGACACUGGCACAAGGAGUGCCCAAGGCGUAAAGCACAAGGGGACAAGCAGGAGGUAGCUCAUCACGUGAACAAUGAAGGGGAUAAUGGAGCACUAUUGGUUGCUCAGGUGUGCAACGUGGUGCGCACCACCGCGGUAGGAGGAAACAACGUGUUUUUAAAUCAAGAACGUGUAUUUCCAUCCACCUAUGAUGUAAGAACCUGGGUGCUUGAUACUGGAGCCACCAACCAUAUGACAGGUUGUCGAGAGUCUCUGGCAUCUUUGGAUGAAUCAGCGAAAGGAGUUGUCAGAUUUGGGGAUGGCUCAAGGGUGGAAAUCUGUGAGAUGGGGGCAGUCACAAUCGCCGGGAAACAUACAGAUCACCGUGUUCUCACCGAAAUGGAUGAAGCCGGAUGGUUGUGGCAUGCUCAGUUUGGGCAUCUUAACUUCAGGUCACUUCAUGACCUAGGCUCCAAGAAGAUGGUGGAUGGUAUUCCUUUGAUACAGCAAGGUGAACAGGUCUGUGAUGGUUGUGCUCUUGGCAAACAUCAUCGCAAACCGUUUCCACUGGCGACUGCAUAUCGGGCAACCAAGGGGCUCGAGCUGGUGCAUGGAGAUCUCUGCGGGCCGGUGACACCGUCAACCCCGGGUGGCAAGUUAUACUUCUUGCUGGUAGUUGAUGAUUUUAGUCGCUACAUGUGGGUGGAAUUCUUGAAAACAAAAGAUAAGGCAUUUGAGAGUUUCAAGAAGAUACAAGUAGCAGCAGAGAUGGAAUCAGGUCUGAAACUGAGAGCGCUCAGAACAGACUGA
This is a messenger RNA of Sorghum bicolor (sorghum), 1635 nucleotides long. RefSeq lists its product as uncharacterized. The record is from RefSeq and is a predicted model, not a curated record. The transcript is spliced from 2 exons. Gene Ontology annotation, molecular function: nucleic acid binding; zinc ion binding. Bases 1 to 1635 code for a protein of 544 amino acids. Lineage: Eukaryota; Viridiplantae; Streptophyta; Magnoliopsida; Poales; Poaceae. Gene Ontology annotation, biological process: DNA integration.